AUGUCUUCAUCUAAUUAUGUCAAGGACGAGAAAGUCCUUUGCUUCCACCAUGAAAUCCUCUACGACGCCAAAAUCAUGGAAGUGCGCCACCAAGACGAGAAGAAGAACGGACCCCUGGAGUUCCUGGUCCACUACAAAGGUUGGAAAAACACCUGGGACGACUGGGUCUUCGAAGACCGGCUUCGCAAAAUCAACGAAGAAAACCGUGAACUUCAGACCAUCAUCCGCCGCGAUGCGGAGGCUUCACUUCGACAGAGGAAUGCCAAGCCUAACAAGAACAAGCGGACGCUCUCUGAUCGUGGCUCGGUGCGAGACAGCGAGGAGCGCGGCAGUUCAGUUCCUGGGCGAGGCAACAAGCGCGCCAAGGGUGACAGCGAACUCGAGAAGGAAGAAGCUUUCCAUGCGCGCCCGUCCAUCCGCAUCCCGAUGCCCGACAAUCUCAAGGCUUACAUCGUCGACGACUGGGAGCACGUUACCAAGAACAACUGCGUCGUCAAGCUUCCUGCUGAAAAUACCGUCCGCAUGAUUUUCCAGGACUACCGUGAUGAAGAGGCCCCCAAGCGCUCGGGCUACCGUCUUGAUGUCGAUAUCCUCGACGAGAUCAUCGCCGGUAUGCUGGAGUAUUUCGACGUCAUGCUUGACACCAUUCUUCUCUACCGCAUUGAACGUCCUCAGUACCGUAUCCUCCGCGAGAAGUUCAAGCCGCUCCGCCCCAAGCAGGGUCCGAUCGAUGUGUACGGUGCUGAGCACCUCAUCCGUUUGUUCAGUCUUCUUCCGGAACUCCUCGCCCAAACGAACAUGGACCUCCGUGGCACCCAGCGUACCCGUGAUGAGCUUGCCAAGUUCGCUCUGUGGCUGAGCAAGAACUCGGAGAAGUACUUCCGCACCGAGUACAUUCCUGUCGAGGAGUCGUACGCAGACGACCCCGAGGCUCGCUUUCCUAAGAAUGCCACCAAGACGAAGUCGCCCAAGGCCACCAAGGCCUCAAAGUAG
This is a messenger RNA of Penicillium argentinense, 993 nucleotides long. Its product is annotated as Chromatin modification-related protein eaf3. The record is from RefSeq and is a predicted model, not a curated record. Gene Ontology annotation, cellular component: Rpd3S complex; nucleus; NuA4 histone acetyltransferase complex. Gene Ontology annotation, biological process: regulation of DNA-templated transcription; chromatin organization. The transcript is spliced from 4 exons. NCBI's taxonomy places the organism in Eukaryota, Fungi, Ascomycota, Eurotiomycetes, Eurotiales, Aspergillaceae. Bases 1 to 993 code for a protein of 330 amino acids.